Messenger RNA from Rana temporaria (common frog), 6721 nucleotides. It is a transcript of the gene DGCR8, whose product is annotated as DGCR8 microprocessor complex subunit. Lineage: Eukaryota; Metazoa; Chordata; Amphibia; Anura; Ranidae. The coding region runs from base 423 to 2732 and encodes 769 amino acids. The transcript is spliced from 14 exons. Gene Ontology annotation, molecular function: double-stranded RNA binding; heme binding; primary miRNA binding. The record is from RefSeq and is a predicted model, not a curated record. Gene Ontology annotation, biological process: primary miRNA processing. Gene Ontology annotation, cellular component: microprocessor complex.
GCCAUCUUGGUAGAGUCCGGCGGCGUGACGUUUCUCCGGGUAUAGUACGUACGGCGUUUGCGGCAAGUAGGAGGGAGGAAAAACAGCGGACCACCGAGAUUUGCAGGCGAAAAUGCGGAGUAUUACCGUGUAAUCUGCUUCCACCUAAUGGCCGACACUAAGGAAGGAACAAAGCUUCAAGAACCACAAUGCCUGCCUAAUGAUUACUCAUCUUAAGCUGAAUACAUUGUGAUUUCCAGUAAUAGAGACAGUAUUUCUGAAGGCUGUCUACAUUAAUGAAAAGAGCAAUGUAGUCAGCUUAACUGAAUCAUCUGAGUUCCCAGUUGAAAAAUGAUUUAUACGAGCUGGACAUUCUCCUUUUUAAAGCUAAAAUUAGUAAUUUAAGUGCAUACUUUGUUUAGUCUUUAGAUUUAGUAUUAAGCAUGGAGCAAUGUGAGGAUAUCCCCCCUCCCCCUGAUGAACCUGAAUGCAAGGAAAUGGAGUUCACACCUGCUUGUCCCCCACCACUGCCGCCAAAUGAAGAGCCUCCACCACCUCCCCUGCAAACGUCCAGUGACGCAGAGGUAAUGGACGUUGGCUCUGGUGGUGAUGGACAGUCACAAACCCCAGCUGAGGACCUGCAGCUAAACGACGGAGAACAGCUACUUACUAAAGGGUCAUCUACAUACAAGAGUCAUCCUACAGUACUAGAUCCAUUGCAAAGUGACCAAAGCCCCAGAACUGCUCGCCAUGCCCCACCAGUUAAGAGGUUUACCCCUGAUCUUAAGUUACUUAAAGAUGUUAAAAUUAGUGUAAGCUUUACAGAGAGUUGUAAAAGCAAAGAUAGAAAGGUGCUUUACACUGGAACAGGUUCAGAGAGUCCAACAGACUUAGUUAGCAAUAAAACUGUCAAUGGAGACUUGCAUGUUUGUCCUUUUGCCGAUAGUAGCAAUGGUGAAAUUUUGGGUAAUGAUGAAAUUGCAAGUAACAGAAAUGAAGAUCCAGAAACCGAUCAGGAGAAUAAAGUGGAAUACGCUGUUCUGGAUGAUCUUGAGGAUUUUACAGAAAAUGUGAUGGAUGUGGAUGAGGAUGGAAUUGAAUUUGUAUCAGAAACUGUCCUACAGAGUGAUAAGAACGAAGAUGAAUCGCUUAUUUACAACUAUGAGGAUGAUUUUGAUAAUGAUGUGGAUGCACUGUUGGAAGAGAGUCUUCAUACUCCAAAAAAGAGAAGGCUAGACGAGAAAUUCGAUGAAGACAGUGACCACCAUUCUGACGGGGAUUACGAUGUUCAACCAAUGAUAACCAGGAUAAAAACUGUUCUGAAAAGUCGAGGACGUCCUCCAACUGAACCCUUGCCUGAAGGAUGGAUAAUGACAUUCCAUAAUUCCGGCAUUCCUGUCUACCUGCACAGAGAAACACGAGUGGUGACCUGGUCCAGACCUUACUUCCUGGGAACUGGAAGCAUCAGAAGACACGAUCCUCCCGUAAGCAGUAUUCCUUGCUUGCACUACAAGAAAAUGAAGGAUAAUGAAGAGAAGGAGAAGAAUGAACUAAUACCAAUCCCUGCCCCCUCAGAGUCUGUUGGUGAAAAGUCAUUAGAGUGCAAUUCUGAGGAAGCUGAUCCAGCUGCUGCAGACAGCAUUGUUCCAGAUGGCCCAGAACGCCCAAGCAAAUUUGCACAAGGAGCCCUUGGGCAAGUCAGGGCCAAAGUGGAAGUUUGUAAAGAUGAAUCCAUUGACCUUGAAGAUUUCCGAGGCUACUUGGAGAAAAGAUUUGACUUUGAACAGGUUACUGUUAAGAAAUUCAGGACAUGGGCAGAAAGAAGGCAGUUUAAUCGAGACGUAAAGCGCAAGUUAGCAGAAUCUGAAAGACCAAUUUUACCUGCCAAUCAGAAACUUAUAACUUUGGCUGUUAACGAUGCACCAACAAAGAAAGAAUUUGUUAUCAAUCCGAAUGGGAAGUCUGAAGUCUGCAUUCUCCAUGAAUAUAUGCAGAGAGUCCUUAAAGUUCGCCCUGUUUACAAUUUUUUUGAAUGUGAGAACCCAAGUGAGCCUUUUGGAGCAUCUGUAAUUAUAGAUGGUGUAACCUAUGGUAGUGGGACAGCAAGCAGCAAAAAACUGGCAAAGAAUAACGCUGCUCGGGCUACAUUAGAAAUCCUUAUUCCUGAUUUUAUAAAGCAGACCGCUGAUGACAAGCCUAAAGAUGGGGAUGAGCUGGAGUAUUUCAACCACAUCAGUAUUGAAGAUUCACGAGUGUAUGAGUUGACCAAUAAAGCUGGACUUUUGUCACCACAUCAGAUUCUACUUGAGUGCCUUAAAAGAAACCAUGGGAUGGGUGAUACAUCCAUAAAGUUUGAAGUGAUUCCUGGCAAGAACCAGAAGAGUGAAUACGUUAUGACUUGUGGAAAGCAUACUGUGAAAGGCUGGUGCAAAAAUAAGAGGGUUGGAAAACAGUUGGCAUCCCAGAAAAUCCUGCAGCUCCUCCAUCCUCAUGUGAAAAACUGGGGAUCCCUAUUACGUAUGUAUGGGAGAGAGAACACCAAGAUGGUGAAACAGGAAAAUGCAGAUAAAAGUGUAAUCGAACUACAUCAGUAUGCGAAAAAGAAUAGGCCAAAUCUUCAUAUUCUGAAUAAGCUGCAGGAAGAGAUGAGCAAGCUGGCAGACGAGAGGGAGGAGACGAGGAAAAAGCCGAAGAUGACGAUUGUUGAAUCUGCACAGCCCGGCAAUGAACCCCUUUGCACAGUAGACGUUUGACUGCUGUACUGAUGGAGCAAUAAGAAACUUGGGAGGCUUGCUUUACCAAACUGUUCAAAGGAUGCUGAAGACGAUUGUGAUAUGCAAACAGGGCUGCUUCCUUAUGCAUAAUCAGUUUUCCUUCGUCUGCACAACACUGCAGAGAUAUUACCUCCCUUAUGAAAUUGUGUGCCAUUUCACCUUGUUUGAGUUCUGUCUUGUGGUCCAAUAGAGCAUUGAUGAGAUGUGCACAUCUAAUAGGCUUAUGCAUUAUGUUUAGGACAUCAAGCACUUUCCCCUUUCAAGGGACAAAUCUGGUAGCCAUGCAUUGGCCUUGUAAUAUGAAGCUUCUGUAAAUCAAUCAUUAAAACAUUUUGAAGGACUGCUUCAUGCUAAAGUAACCACUGCAAUAUUUUUCAUUGUGGUUACUGCACACACAAUGGACACCUAAUAAAUAUUUGAACCAUGACAUAAGUGUGACUGAAUUAAGUGAGACACAGAGCACAAAAUUCAGCACAUACUUGGCUAUCUGGUAUUAGUGCUUUGCACACAUCUCGGCUGCUUGUUCCAUCCUAAACAAAAUGUUGCUCUGUCGCAUCUACUGCACUGAAUGCUUUGUGCUGCAGAUGUGCCUUCUAUUUAUUGGCAAGUUCAUUGUAAUACACUGCUGUUUUAUUUUUCAUGCAAAGAAUACUUGCUCACUGGACGUUCUGAAAGCACAUUCCGUAUGCAAAUGGUAUGCCAUUGUCCUAUGCCCUUUAAUGGCUGCAUCAGUCUGCAAUGCAAAUACUACUCUGUCACUGUAAUGGGGCUGUGCAGUCACACUGCCUUGAAUUGUAGAAGUCACAUGAGCAGGAAGAUACAUUAAGGGUGCUCAAGCUGUCUGAUUAUGUUCACUUUUUAAGCACACAAAGGGGACAAGCUUUUUCAGAAUUACAAAGGUAACCCUAUCUGAAACUUUUGUUUAGUUCUGUUGAGCAUCAAUAUGUUUUUAGAAAGCAAUUCAUAUUCCUCAAUAACCGAGGCUUUAAGUAUUAGUUUUAAGACAGAUGUGCUUGUAUUUAAUGCAUUUUUCUACUUGUAUUCCUAGUUUAAUAUUGCAAGCUGCUUAUGUUGUCUUUGUUCAGUUCUAUUUAACAAAUUAUGUCUGACCAGAUUUGAAUGAUAGCCAGUAAGUGUUAGUGGAUUCCUGUCACUAUUACAAAUUCGAAUGUUGGUGAAUUUUUCGUGCAUUGUGCGCUUUCUUCACUGUGACUUUUUUUUUUUUUUUGCAGUGUAUGUGUUUAGUAAAGCCUUAUGUGAACCAAAGGCAAUAGAGGCUGGGCCAGGCCAUGCCCACUCUACUCUUUUGCUUCUUUGAAAAUGCAGGGUAACAAGAUACUACCAUUGUUUUAUUUUUCUGCAUUAUACAAUGGGGGAGAAUCUUCAAGAAGCUAUUAAAAUGUAAUUGUUUUUGUGCCUAUCCAGUAAAGAUUCAGUGAAUGUUAUGUAGCUGUCAGUUCUAUGUACAUGUAUUGUGGAAUGUAUGGGAAGUUUCACUACCCCAGAGUCGCUGCCAUUUCUUUUGACAAGCUAUGAAAAUAUUUUAUGUUCAGUAUAGUGGCAAGCAAUGCUUUGUGAUGGCAGUGAGGUCCUGGUGGUUUAUGAACCUCUUGAGGCUUGCCAGAUCUGCUCACCAUUUUUGUGGGUAAGGCUCUUGCAGUACCUUGAGAUUCGGAUCUCUGUGCUAUUUUUUCCCUAUGCCCAUAUGCUUAAAUAAAAAAAAUGUGAUGGGAGAUGGGAAUAUUAUGGAAGCUUUCACUUUUUUUUUUUUUUUUUAUGAAAACUGUUGUGUAUUUGGGCUAUUUUACACCUGUUUAGGCACAAAGCAUAUUAAAUAUCUCACGAUUCACACCUAUGGAAGGUGCAUUUUUGUGGAAACCAUACAAAAAAUGUGACCAGACCCCUACUGCAUACUUUGGCUACUUUUAAAAGCUCAACCAGCAAUAAAUUGAAACUAUUUCUGGGAGACUAUAAACCACUUAACUUGCCUCAGUCUGAUGCUCAAUACAGUGAGGAUUGUGGAUGUGAGAAGCAUUUGAUACCACACACUGAGUAAUAUCCAUGCUAUCUGUACUGCUGCCAUCCUCUUUUAUUAGUAAGAAGAGAAAGAAAGGUAUCUGCCUUUCACAGCUGACACACUGAAAUGGCGCACACAUGGUUGUUGGCAGCCUUCCUUAAACACAAACAAUUGAAAAUUCAAUGAAUGUGUCACAAGUAAUUCUCACCUUCAUCUAUGUUGGAUGUUAGACAUUUCACAACUUAGUAGAAAUUGUCAAAACGGUCCAUUUACUGGCACAGAGCUUGUCUUUUAGAUUUCAUUGACCUGUUCAGAUGAUCACACAGGACAACUCAUAAUCUUUUGCUCAAUUCCUUUAGUAAUCUCCCAUUUCUAGGGUAAUAUUGCAUUGCUGUUCGGUGUUGAACAGAUUUACUUUGCUGUAAUAGAACCACAAGAUAUAACUUACAACAUGAACAUGAUACAACAUGAAGUAGCUAGUAAUCACAACUGUGAAGGCUAUGACCAGCUUUGAUGCAAACCAGCAAUGAAAACCCUAUGCUAUAAUGGCCUUGUUUCACUUAAAUGUCACUUUUUUGGUUUUAAUAUUUGAACUAUUGAAACUAAAUUAUUUUUAUAUACAUAGAACUUUUUUGAAACUGUUAAUUAAAUUAAAAAUUAGGAACAUGUUAACUGAUAUUGGGGUGACAAUAAUUCAUUAAAUUACUUGGCCAGCAAUCUCUAGUAAUAGCCGCCUUACUUAACAGGAUUAAAUUCUGCACUUAGAUUCAUUGUGUGUAAAUAAUAUCCCUUAAGUUCUGUACUGAUCAGAUUACAUUUUAGUAUCUAUAAAACCAGCAUAACAUUUAAAGGAUACGUGUAAAGCCAGCCAUACUUGGAUUGGAACUUGGCCAUUUUCAGUAGAGACCAGCCGAAGUUCGAUCCAUGUUUGGGCACCCUGUCGGAACUUUUCUGAACAAUCGGUCCUGCCGGCUGUAGCUGGCAACACUGAUUGUUGUGUUCUGAUGUUGGGAAAGGCUCCCAGCUGUCAGAACACAGUAAAUGUCCCCUUUUUUUUUUUUUUUCAUUCAACCCUCUGGAUGAAUGGGAGAAAAAAAUGCAUAGUUUUUGAACAAAAUAUUGAUGGCUGCAAAUUGGUAAGUAAAUAAAGUAUUACCCUUUUCAAUUUAGAAAAAGCACUAGCCUCUACUGGCCUGCACAAACAAAUGCCUUUUUCUACCUAAUAGCUUACUGCCAGCAUAAAAUUUGCUGCAAGAUGUAAACACUGCUCUGGUGCCAUAUGGUCUUUUUCAAGACAGCAGUGCUUACUGCCCUUGAAGACCUUAAUGUCCACUAGAAUGCAGUUGCCACACGGACAGAGUGAUCUGUCCGGGUGUGUGUCCCUGAACACAAACUCACACAGAUGUCUGAUGGGGGGAGAAGCAGCUGUUUCUGUGCAGCCACUUCAUCCCAACUGACAUCAGUGGGACUGCCUGCAUGAAGCACAUGUGCAUACCCAUGGUGGGUCAACACUGCCCCCCACAAGUGUAUAGUACGCACUGUGAGAAUGAGGUGUAAAAAGCAAUAUAUAAUAGCCUCUCAAUGGGGCUCCUAACAGGUGUACAGGAGGUGCUACUGCCUUCUCAUGACACUAGUCUGUUUUUGAGGUUUUGUUCCCCAUCUUUUUAAAUUGCUGAAUAGAAAUUUUACAUUUGUGAGCAACCCCAAUGAUCUCAAUGGGAGAAAUUUGAUAAAAAUGCUGCAGUUGUGGCAUGUAAACAUCUGUCAGGCUAUAAUGUUAGCAUUCCGACAGGUGGUAAAACUGCGGGCUAACGUUGUGUGUUUUUUUUUUUUUUUUUUUUUCUUACUGUCCCAUGGGCCACAUGGUGCUACCUAGGGUUUCUUCCCCACCUUGGUUAACUAUUAUAUCAUUUGCAAGCUGGUUGACUUUGCAGUCUUCUAAAAAAAAAAA